Mesorhabditis spiculigera is the source of this 1074-nucleotide messenger RNA. The record is from the annotation of a GenBank genome assembly. Lineage: Eukaryota; Metazoa; Nematoda; Chromadorea; Rhabditida; Rhabditidae.
AUGAACUUUGUCGAGUGGGAGGGCACCCAUCUCUAUGUGGCUGUGUUCAUCAACUCGACCGUCGUUCAGCAAUCGAUCGUGGUGCUACCAUGCGCGAUCCUGGCCGGCGUGGAGUGUCUUUUGGCACUUGGCGUACUGGCCAAUCUUCCGAUUCUGGGUGCCCUCCUGAUCCGCUCAGGCCAUUUCCACCUCAACCUCCGCCUCAUCUACCUAUCGAUCGUUAUUUUGAUAUUUGUCGCCGUGUUUUCGCGGAUAUUGCUUAUUAUUUUUCAAUUUCAAUGGCUCAGAUAUGAGGGCGAAGGCUCCCUUCCGCUACUUGCCGUCGCGGCAACCUUUGGACGCUUCACCCCACUUAUUUACGAGGUGGCCUGCUUCUGCCCUUGGGUAUGUAUCGAGCGGCUGGUGGCUUCACGCGAUCCAGCGGAAUACGAGCGAAAUCGGAGUCCGCGGCUGGCGAUUGGGCUGACGGUGGUUGGAUUGGUUGAAGCUUCGAUUGUGACAUACCUUGUCGUUUUUCACCUCUAUGAGAAUUACAAGCUGCUGUUCGCCAUCUUUUUUCCGGCCGUCGGCGCCGUAACCGUGGGAGCCUUUUUUUGUCUUCGCUCCCUAUUAGCAUGGAAUCUCAAGCGACAUCGUGAGAUGACGCAGUUCCAAAAAAAUCGGCUCCACCGCCGCAAUUUCCAAGCCGAAUAUUUGAGUCGCCGGUUUCAGUUGGAGGAAAAUAUCGAAGUUUUACAGUUAAUGAACCGGCUAUUCCGGUGGAGCGUUGCCGGGAAUAUUACUGCCGUUUUCUUCGGAGGGAUCCCUACCGUACUGCUCGACACGAAUUCGCUGCCCGCCCAGUUGAUGCUCGUCUUUUUUGACCUCACCGUUAUGAUAACCAUCAUUGUCCACAUGUGGCUGCUGAUUUUCGGCGUCGAGUCGUUUCGCCGUGAUUAUUGGCUGCUCUGGCGCUUCGUGCUCCGAAUCCCAGAACCCCGCGUCUCCGCGCUGGGCGAGAAGCGUGGGUCCAAGGCCCCGUUUUCACUGGAGGACGAAAAGAACAUGUACUUUACCUACUAUCAGCAAUACUGG